Brachypodium distachyon (stiff brome) is the source of this 1885-nucleotide messenger RNA. RefSeq lists its product as uncharacterized. Gene Ontology annotation, molecular function: hydrolase activity, hydrolyzing O-glycosyl compounds. Lineage: Eukaryota; Viridiplantae; Streptophyta; Magnoliopsida; Poales; Poaceae. The transcript has 4 exons. The record is from RefSeq and is a predicted model, not a curated record. Bases 28 to 1704 code for a protein of 558 amino acids.
AUCUCCACGCCCAGUCCAGUAAUUACCAUGGCUUCCUCUCUCACUCCACUACUUGUCCUUGGUCUGCUACUCGUCCUCCUAGCGUCCGCGCGCGCCAUCUCGAUCUCGCUCCCGGCGCUGCCUCUGUCGACCGCGUCGCGAUGGGUGGUGGGGGCGGACGGGCGGCGCGUGAAGCUGGCGUGCGCGAGCUGGGCGUCGCACCUGGAGCCCGUGGCGGCGGAGGGCCUGUCGCGGCGCGACGUGGGCGGCAUCGCGGCGCGCGUCGCGGCGAUGGGGUUCAACUGCGUGCGGCUCACCUGGCCGACCUACCUCGCCACCAACACCACGCUCUCCUCUCUGCCGCUGCGGUGGUCGCUGGAGCGCCUCGGCUUGCGGGAGUCCGUCGCCGGCGUAAGGGUCAACAACCCCGACCUCCUCGACCUGCCUCUCAUCGAUGUGUUCCGGGAAGUGGUGUCUGCUUUGGCCAGCAGCAAUAUUAUGGUCAUACUUGAUAACCAAAUGACAACUCCAGGAUGGUGCUGCAGCAGAUCUGAUGGUAAUGGAUUCUUUGGAGACAAGUACUUUGACCCUGAAGAAUGGUUGAAGGGCCUCAGUGCAAUGGCCACAAUGUUUAGGUACACAAAGAAUGUUGUAGGCAUGAGCUUGCGGAAUGAGCUCCGUGGCCCCUAUCAAAAUGUUAGUUUGUGGUACAGGUAUAUGCAACAGGGUGCUGAAGCUGUGCAUGCAGCAAAUCCUAAUGUCCUUGUUAUUUUGUCGGGCCUGGAUUUUGACAACACUCUCUCCUUCUUGUUCUCAAAGCAAGUUGAGCUGUCAUUUACUGGAAAAUUAGUCUUCGAGCAGCAUUGGUAUGGUUUCUCGGAUGGUACUGACUGGGAAGAUUGGAACCAAAAUGAUGCUUGUGGAGUGGCUGUCGAAUCCAUAAGGACUAAAGGACUGUUCCUACUAAAACAAGGCUGGCCGUUGUUUUUCUCUGAGAUUGGGUUUGACAUGUCUGGCACGCAUAUUCCUGACAAUCGUUAUCUUACAUGCUUCAUAAGCGUAGCAGCUGAAAUGGAUCUAGACUGGGCUAUUUGGGCUCUACAAGGGAGUUACUAUAUCAGAGAGGGCAUUCUAGCUUAUGAUGAAUCGUAUGGAUUGCUAUCAUGGGAUUGGUAUACAGCUAGAAACCCCAGCUUCAUUAAAAGGAUCAAUUAUCUGCAAUCACCAUUUCAAGGUCCCGGUCUACCGAACAGUAAAAAACCAUAUAAUGCAAUUUUCCAUCCUCUAACUGGGCUCUGUGUGUUGGUGAAAUCUCCAAAUUCACUUGAGUUGGGUCCUUGUGAUGAAUCAAACGCUUGGAACUACACCUCCACAUGUGAGCUAGUAUUGAAACACUCUGGACAAUGCCUUGAGGCAAAAUCUGUGGGUGAUAUCGCAAAGCUUGGGACUGUUAGCAGCAAAUCCUGUUCAAAGUGGCAGCUAAUAUCAGAUUCAAGAAUGCAUGUUUCGACUGAACUCACUAAAAAUGGGACCAGGGUGUGCUUGGAUGCCAGCCCUGACGGUGUCAUCUCAACAAAUCAAUGCAAGUGCCUAAUUGAAGAUCCAACUUGUAAUCCUGAGAGUCAAUGGUUCAAAGUUAUAUUAAGUAGUAAAGGUAUACCAGGUGAAGCCUCCGUUUUGCAGUUGCCAUCUCUUGGACCCUGGCCUCCAGUAUCAAGUUCAUAAUGGUAGUAAUAAUCUGUAAACAUCACGUUUGCAUGUAGUCAAGUUCAAGUUUUCCAAGCCAAUUGGAGGACUGCAAUCACGGUUGAAAACUUGUGCUGUCAAAUUACUGAUGUCACAAGCCAAAGACAUGACUAUUUUUGCAUUACCUUUAAUUCUCUUACGGGCAGAGGGCCUUUCUUUA